This is a messenger RNA of Drosophila kikkawai, 1182 nucleotides long. RefSeq names its product sperm-specific protein Don juan-like. The record is from RefSeq and is a predicted model, not a curated record. Lineage: Eukaryota; Metazoa; Arthropoda; Insecta; Diptera; Drosophilidae.
UCUUUUUAUUCAGAAUUGGAUUGCUUUCGGGGCUAAACACACGUUUACCUCCUAAAGUAUCUUUUCAAAAUUCUCAACAAAAUUUUUAGGUUUAAUUUAGGAUAAAAUUGUAUUCUGGACAAAACUCUCUUUUGGCUUAAAUUUGAAUCGAAACAAAAUGUUUAAACGAUCCGCCGUCAUGUUUGGACGAUGCACGAAGGACUGUCUUCGCAGCGGCGUCAUGCGUCCCAGCUUCUUGGUUCGUUCCCACCAUUUGGCCAGUUUUAAGCAUGCAGGCAUUCAAGACCAACGGAAUGUGCGCCCCAAUGAAUCGCCCAAAACUCUGAAGGAUGGAUACAUCGGAGUAAUACAUGUCCAGGGCCACGAAUCGGCCAACCUCGUCAAUCCCAUGCAACGCAGAUUCCUGAACGACCUGGAGCUUCUGCAGAAUCGUUGGUUAAAGGAAGAAAAGAAGAGCCAGGACGAUGUCGGAACUUUCAACAAGCCAAUUACCAUGUCUGCCGGAAGUGACAAAGAUAAUGAAAAAAUGUGCAAGGAAAUGGCCCGAAAGAAAAAAGCCGAAAAGGAUAAAUUGAAAAGGAAAUGCGCUGAAUUGGCAGCCAAGGAUAGAUGCGCAAAGGACCAAAAGGAGAAAGCCAAGAAAGAAGCCGAAAAGAAAGGAGGAGACAAGAAGAAAGGAAAGGAUAAGAAAAAGGGAGGAGACAAGACGAAAGGAGAGGACAAGAAGAAAGGCGACAAAAAAGUAGCGGACAAGACGAAAGGAGAGGAUAAGAAGAAGAAAGGCGACCAAAAAGGAAAGGACAAGACGAAAGGAGAGGACAAGGCGAAAGGAAAGGACAAGAAGAAAGGCGAUAAGAAAGGAGGUGACAAGACGAAAGGAGAGGACAAGAAGAAAGAAGAUGACAAAAAGAAAGGCGAUAAAGACAUAAAGAAAAAGUGCGCUGAAAUGGCUGAAAAGGAGAAGUGCAAAAAAUUGGCCCAAGAAGAAGCAGAAAAGAAAGCGAAAGCUAAAUGCGCUAAAAUGGCCAAGGAAGAAGCGAAAAAGAAAGAGCUAGCAAAAUGUAUGGAAAUGGCCGAGAAGGAAAAAUGUAAAAAGGGAGCCGAUAAAGAUAAGAAAUCCAAGAAGUAGGUGACCAUGAAGGGGUGAAAAAUUAUCCAAAAUAUACAAUAUAAUUUAAUUUA